Messenger RNA from Hypoxylon fragiforme, 1348 nucleotides. RefSeq names its product thioredoxin. The transcript has 3 exons. The record is from RefSeq and is a predicted model, not a curated record. Lineage: Eukaryota; Fungi; Ascomycota; Sordariomycetes; Xylariales; Hypoxylaceae. Gene Ontology annotation, molecular function: protein-disulfide reductase activity. Bases 262 to 936 code for a protein of 224 amino acids.
AGUGGCUCAGCAUGAUUAUAAAUGAGAAUAAUACCGAGGUACUUCUAGAGUCUGGAGUGCAGGUACAUCAUCCUAUUAAAGAUCUGGACAGCUUUCUAUCGGCGAUCGUCAUAGGCUGCGCAUCUAUGUAACAAUACCUACAACCGUUAAUCGGCGAUUCUAUAAGUUGCAUUUGAUUUCUACAGCACAAAGGACUAUCAUCAUUGGACACCUCAACGAAACACCUACCUACCAAACGACGAAAGAAGUAGAAUAGCGAAAAUGACGGUCAACAUUAGCUCGUCAAAUGAAUGGCAACGCAUCCUGGGGUCUUCGACCAUAGUGGUCACUGACUUCUACGCCGACUGGUGCGGCCCCUGCAAGAUGAUCGCGCCGACGUUCGAUUCCCUCUCGACCAAGUACUCGAAGCCCGGCCGGAUCACCUUCUGCAAGGUCAACGUCGACAACCAGCAGCCCAUCGCCCAGGCCCACGGCGUGCGCGCCAUGCCCACCUUCCUCGUCUUCAAGAACGGCGCCGUCAUCGAUACCAUCCAGGGCGCGAACCCGCCCGCUUUGACCGCCGCUGUCGAGAAGGCGGUUAAGCUCGCUGGUAACACUGCGGCGGGCGCAUCGUUCAAGACCCCCGGACGGACGUUGGGAGGCCCGGCGGCGUCAUCGGGGACACCGGGAAGACGCAGUGGCGGCCAGACUCUCGGAGGCAGGCCGUGGAAGUUCAGCCCGUUUCAUAUCUUCAACGCCAUCUUGACGUUCUUCGGCUUGUACUUUGCUUCAUUAUUCUCGUUCGAUCCCUACAAAGCAGCCGAAUCGUCCUCGUUCAACGUCCACAGGCCGCGAGACCCGUCGGCGCCGAUACAACUUAAGGGCCAGAAAGUCGGCGGACAAGGCGGGGCGGCGAGGCCUGGGGGGGUUAAGACGCUGGCAGAUCUUAGUAGGUAGAUUUGGGUAGUGAUGGAGCAAGAUUGCAGGGUUUCAUAUGAUAUCGGAAAUGCCUACUAGGAAUCAAGAGCUUUGUGGGUGUGAAUUGUAGGUGCCUACCUAGAGCAUGCACGAUAGUGGCAUUACUACAUGCAUGAUUCUUGUUAGUAGGAUACAUGCAGAUUAAGUAGGUACAUGGACUUCCUACUACUAGGUAGCCUCUAGGUAGGUACCUACAGGCUACAUGUAUCAAGAGGGGAGUGCAUUAGCUAAAUGUGUUCGCCAUGGAUGAUGGAGUUAGGUAACCUAAAUCAAUUACAAUAGCUGUCAUUUUAGUGGACGAAGCUCUCUAGGGUGCAUCGAUUAGCGUGUGAAAACAUGCGCUAAAACGUCUGAUCUUUACUGGGUACGCAAAAAAAGUUCAACGGCCUCA